Molecule: messenger RNA, 3811 nt
Organism: Scomber scombrus (Atlantic mackerel)
Lineage: Eukaryota; Metazoa; Chordata; Actinopteri; Scombriformes; Scombridae
Gene: gpcpd1
Product: glycerophosphocholine phosphodiesterase 1
Exons: 20
Coding region: 348-2372 (674 amino acids)
Biological process (GO): glycerophospholipid catabolic process
Molecular function (GO): glycerophosphocholine phosphodiesterase activity; starch binding
Source: RefSeq, a predicted model, not a curated record
CAAUCUUUGUCUGAACCUCAGACAGUACAUCCCACGACGCCGCCAGAAACUUGUGCUGUGGUUGUGAAGCUUUGACUAUCCUAUAGGCAUUUUUUUUUAAAUAUAUAUAUUUUUAGAGAAGUUCAAGCUCACUAUCGACACAGUGCUUCGUUACGGACAGUAAUGGCUGUAGCGGUGAGACGAGCUCCAGUUAGUUUUUACUGUAUCGACUGGCUCUCUUAGCGGUGGUCGGAGCGGGUUCAUCACUGUGACUGCUCCAUUUUUGAGGCUCUGAAGUUCCGACAUCAGCUGCCAAAAAUCAACUUGUUUCCCACCGCCAGUCUCUUUCUCUGUGCCCUGUGUCAACCAUGGAGACCACUGAGGUGACUUUGGCUAUCAGAGGAGAAACAUCCCCAGGUGAGGUGAUUGCAGUUACUGGUAGCUGUGAAACCUUGGGGAGCUGGAGUCCUCAGAAAGCUGUGAUCUUACAUCCUGAUGGAAAUGAUGGAAGUACUUGGACAACAACCAUCACUAUACCUCAGGGAACUGUUUCCAAGUACCGCUAUUUCAAGGGCUUCUUUCUGGAGUCAAAGAGUGCAGAUGGUCCCCGUCAAGUGAUAGUCAAAAUGUGGGAGACCAAUCAGCAAGCCCGCACGAUGAGCCCUACAGCCUCACACCUGAAUAUUGAUGAUGGACAAUUUGGAAUUCACAAUGGGGUGAAUUGUGUUGACUCUGGGUGGCUGACGUGCCAAACAGAGGUUCGCCUGCGUCUGCACUAUUCUAGGACGUCUCCGGUGUCCAUCACUAAGAAGAAAUACAAGAAGUCUUGCUUCAGGAUCAAACUAACAUUAGAGGGCAUUGAGGAGGAGGAAGACGAGGAGGAAAAUGAUCUCAGUGCUUCAUCAUGGCACAAGAUAAACAGCACUCUGGAGAUCAGUAUGAUCAGUGCCAAUGGCUAUAAGUCGCGCCACUCGCAGCCUGAAUGUGGGUAUGCUCUGGAGCCCUCACAGUGGACUGAGUACAGUAUCCACACGAUGGACCCAGACAACCUAGAGCUCAUCUUCGAGUUCUUUGAGGAGGAUCUAGGUGAGCAUGUAGUCCACGGGGACACUCUUCCUGGCCAAGUGGGCACAGCUUGCCUCCUCUCCUCCUCUUUUCUGGAGAACGGCAAGGACAUCGGAGUAGCCACAAUUCCCAUAAUGGGUCGAAAUUCCAGGCAGACCAUCGGGAAAGUCAAAGUGGACUACCUGGUGAUCCGGCCCAUCCAGGGGCUGCAAUUUGACAUGAGCUCCUCAUUCACCAAGUACUGGAAGAAAAGAAGCACCCUCGAUGUGGGCCACAGAGGAGCUGGCAGUUCACAUGCAGCCAAGCACCACAGAAUCAGGGAGAACACUAUAGCCUCUUUCAAAAGUGCUGCUAAACAUGGUGCCGCCUACGUGGAGUUUGAUGUUCACCUCUCCAAAGAUGCUGUUCCCAUUGUUUACCAUGAUCUGACAUGCUGCAUAGCCACCAAAAAGAAAAAAGACAGUACUUCUCUGGAACUUAUUGAGGUGCCAGUCAAAGACUUGACCUUUGAUCAGCUGCAGCUUCUAAAGCUGGCUCACGCCACUGCGAUUAAAGGAAAUGAUCACAAAGAUCUGCUGGACGAUGAAGAAGAAAUUGACGAGUAUCAGCCAUUCCCCUCACUCUCACAGAUCUUCCAAGCGAUUCCUGAGCAUGUGGGCUUCAACAUUGAGCUCAAAUGGAUCAGCCAGAUGAAGGAUGGGUCAUGGGACGGCAACCUGCCAUCCUACUUCAACAUGAACACCUACCUCGACACCAUCCUGUCCUGUGUUCUGCAGAAAGGCGGCAAAAGACGCAUUGUCUUCUCCUGUUUCGACCCGGAUAUCUGCACCAUGGUGCGUCAAAAGCAGAACAAGUACCCCAUCCUCUUCCUGACCCAGGGAAUUUCAGAAAAGUAUCCUGAACUAAUGGACAUCCGCUGCCAGACAACUCAGAUCGCCAUGAGCUUUGCCCAGAGCGAGAACAUUCUGGGAAUCAGUGCCCACACUGAGGAACUGCUAAAGCACCUUAGCUACAUUGGAGAGGCCCAGGCUAAAGGUCUGGUGGUGUUCAGCUGGGGAGAGGACAACAACGACCAUCAGAACAGAAAGAAGCUGAGGGAGCAAGGAAUUGAUGGGCUCAUCUAUGAUAGUAUCUGUGAUGAAAAAGGAGAACAGCCAAACAUCUUCCAGGUAGAGGAGCAUCACUCCAUGCAGGAGGUUAUUACAGAGGAGACCCUAAAGAGCUCCAGCUGUUCCUGCUACUCCAUUCCCUGCUCCAUUGCUCCUUGCAACGACUCCAAGACUCGUACUGGCAGUGCUGAGUCCGAUUCUGGCCUCAGCUCCUCUUAAAUUUCCCUCAACUUAAACCUUUCACAGGACCUCAUUGCAGAGAUAUACUCAAGAGGUCCACGGUUGAUUUUUUUUUUUUUUGGAACAUGUAUUUUGCUUGAAAAUGACAGAUUAGAUGUAUGUAUAUAUUGAUCAAGUGAUUGAAGACUGACAGGAUUUGAUAUGUUUUCAUGCAUGGUCACCAUAGUAAAACCAUUUCAAACCAUCUCCACUCCACUCCAGUCAUUUACAGAUGUUUUCCAUUGUCUUGAAUCUUUACAUUAAUGCUGAGGUGGGUGUAUUGCCAAACCAUUAAGGCAGCCAUGCAAAUUUUUUGUUUUUGUGUGACAAAGGCUUGUUUAGAGAAUCUAAAACGUCCAUUCAUACAGCUUCAUAAUAGAGGAUGAAUGUCAAAUUGUGAAAUUAUACUUGACAGUUGAUAUUUUUUUAGCCAAUAUGUUGCAUUUGUUCAUAGUGCAAGUGCUAGCAUGUAAUGCAUAUGAUAUUUUACAGGUGGAAAAUCAAUUUUUAAGUAAAUCAUCAGGUUAAGGAUAAUCCAGGACGAUGAUCUGCUGUUUUUCUGUUUCUUCUGUUAUGUCUUUUUGUGCAUGUUGCCAUCCACUACAAUGAAAACUGUCCUUUUCAUUGUCUCACAUAGCUAUGAGUACAGCUACUUUUUUCAGAUAUGAGACGCACGGACACAACACAUCCAUUGCUGGGUUACAUUUACGCACCACUCUUAGUCCAAGAAGUGCGCGUUGAGAUGACUAAUGCUGUUGAUGAAUGGUCGCCUCUUGAUGGAUAGACUACAGCACUUAGAAGAAGCCCACACGACUGAUAAAAUUCCUGUUGAAAGCUCUUGAUUCUUCUUUCUGCACCCUUUAAUUCUUACCGUUAUUCGUUAAUAGCUGUUACUGUUAAGGACAUGGCGUGUGUAUUCGUUUUAUCUACCUAAUUGAGGAAAAGCAGAAGAAUGUUUUAUUUGCGAUAGUGCACAUGCUUACCACAGCCUUAAGGAGGGGGAAAUCAUGUCUCUUUUUUUCCCCUUUUCUUACAAUGUCACCAGUACCUCACUUAUCAAAUAUGAGAAUAGACUUGACUCCUGUACAGAAUUAGCAUAUACUUGCCUAUUUAACUUCACAACACCCAUACUUUUAUGUCUGCUUUAUAUGGCAGAUUAUCUUAAGUUACGCUUGAAAUGAUCAAUCAUUUCAAUAUUGCAGUAGUGUAUUAGUAAAAUUGAUUGAUAAUGCUGCAUUUUGAGCACAGCAAAGCAAACCCAUUCUGUCUGUAUAAUAUGUCUUAUUGCACAAUCUACAAAUCCUCAUGAGUGAGUCAUGCAUGGUCUAUAUAUCUGUAUGUAUGAAUAACAUGGGGGAAUGGAUGACUCCAGUGUGUUAUAUUUACUGCCACUUCAGAACAGUGUGUAAAUUGAAAUGUAAAUAAAAUCAAAACCUGGA